Pelmatolapia mariae (spotted tilapia) is the source of this 4987-nucleotide messenger RNA. It is a transcript of the gene map2k5, whose product is annotated as mitogen-activated protein kinase kinase 5. NCBI's taxonomy places the organism in Eukaryota, Metazoa, Chordata, Actinopteri, Cichliformes, Cichlidae. Gene Ontology annotation, biological process: protein phosphorylation; MAPK cascade. The transcript has 22 exons. Gene Ontology annotation, molecular function: protein binding; ATP binding; MAP kinase kinase activity. The coding region runs from base 328 to 1644 and encodes 438 amino acids. The record is from RefSeq and is a predicted model, not a curated record.
ACUAGCUACACAGCUAAACACCUACGUUAGUACAGUGUAAACUUUGUCUCGUGGAGCAGUGGUGUACACGUUCACACUUCGGGAUAAGCCUUUCAUACGGUUAUGACUUGACUGUGGUGUCAGCGGCGACCGACCUCAAAACCUUUUUGUUUCUUUAAAAAGCUCCGCAUCACUUAAAUCAAGAAUCCGGACUGAGCAGGAUGCUAGCAUGUAUCGUUAGCAAACUGCUGCAGGGAAUUAGCUGGUUAGCUUCCAAAUCCAGUCAAGUAUUAUGAGGCUGAAGCUUCCCUCUUAUUGCUCUCACUUAGGUUAAGUACUGACAGCGCAAUGAACACCGAGGCGAUAGUGAUCCGUAUAAAAACGCCGACAGGAGACAUGGACUCGUCCGUGGACUGUCCGUCUCUUCUGAACUUCAAUGACUUGCUCGUCGCAAUCAGAGAUGUCAUGCCUGAAGCCACUGUCACGGCCUUUGAAUACGAAGAUGAGGUGGGAGAUAGAAUCACAGUAAGAAGUGAUGAAGAACUCAAAGCCAUGUUGUCAUAUUACUGCAACACAAUGAAUGAACAACGCAUGAAUGGACUGCUGCCGGACCCUCUGCAGAUUUUUCCAAGAGCCGGCAAGACUCCAGGGAUCCGGAACAUACAUGGCCUGAAGGUUAAUACAAGGCCUAACCCAGCAAAUGACUGCAGUCCCGCUGUCCCAGACUCUAUAGCUAACAACAGCUUAAAAAAGUCAUCUGCAGAGCUGAAGAGGAUCUUGACAAAUGGCCAGAUAAAUGCCCAAGAUAUCCACUAUCAGGAGCAACUUGGCCAUGGAAAUGGAGGCACAGUUUACAAAGCGUACCACGUUCACGGCAAACGGGUUUUAGCUGUCAAGGUCAUUCCCCUGGAUAUCACGGUGGAGUUACAGAAGCAAAUCAUGUCAGAAUUAGAAAUUCUCUACAAGUGUGAUUCUCCCUACAUCAUCACUUUCUUCAGUGCCUUUUUUGUAGAGAACAGGAUAUCAAUAUGCACAGAAUUUAUGGACGGUGGCUCAUUGGACGUCUACAAAAGAAUUCCAGAGCACGUGCUUGGAAGGAUUGCUGUGGCGGUAGUCCAAGGCCUGACGUAUCUGUGGAGCCUGAAGAUACUUCACAGAGAUGUCAAGCCUUCCAAUAUGCUGGUGAACACCCGAGGACGAGUCAAGCUCUGUGACUUUGGUGUCAGCACACAGCUGGUGAAUUCCAUUGCCAAAACAUACGUGGGAACUAAUGCAUACAUGGCGCCGGAAAGGAUAUCAGGAGAACAGUAUGGGAUCCAUGCAGAUGUCUGGAGUGCGGGCAUCUCUUUCAUGGAGCUGGCGCUUGGCAUGUUCCCGUAUCCACAGAUUCAGAAAAACCAAGGAUCUUUAAUGCCUCUCCAGUUACUGCAAUGCAUUGUUGAUGAGGAUCCUCCAGUUCUCCCUGUCAGCCAGUUUAGCGAAAAGUUUGUUCACUUCAUCACUCAAUGCAUGAGGCGGAACCCCAAGGAGAGACCUGCACCCAAUAACCUCAUGGAUCAUCCCUUCAUCGUACAGUAUAACGAUGGAAAUGCAGAGGUGGUGUCAAUGUGGGUGUGCCGCUGUCUGGAGGAGAGGCGAGCUCAGCUGGCUCAGGGACGCAUGUGACUUCUUCCUGUCGGCAAACUGUGGUGGACCCGAACGUUUGAUCCCAAACACACAUCAAAGGAUUCAGGGUCAAAUACGUCCACGCGCACUGUACAAGUACCUUAUUAUGAAUGGACCGAAAUCACUAGAUGUUACUUUAUGUGAACGAUUCUUGAUGUAACAGACACCCAGGAGCGCGCUCGCGUCCUUUGAACCGAAUAUUAAUCUCUGCAUCGACGGGUCUGCACCUGGAGAUCCUUUGCAUUUCAAGAGAAUCCCAAAAAGCAGUGACCAUUAAAGUCGGCUGAACGGAGAUCAAUGGUCCUGAUUUUAAAGGAUCAGAGACGAAAAGAAACUUCAAAGCACAAGACUCGGGCGCGCUGGCAGAGUUACGCUCUGCGUCGAUGAUGGCAUCCCAAAUAGCCGUCUUGUGCUUUACUGUUGACAGCCCUCCCAUGAAUGUUAAGGUUUUUUGCCUGUGAGUAACUACCCAUCUGUGUGCCUAUUUUUCCAGUGCUAUAAUUUCUUACCUCAGAAAACUUGAUUUGUCACUGCAAUAUCAAGACACCCCACCCCUACCCCCGAAAAUGUACUUACUUUUAGCUCCUGGAGUUGAACAUCUGCAUAGAGUUUUUCCUGAACUGGUGAGGCUGAGUGUUACCUGCUAUAUUCUAGAAGCCAUUAAGACUGAAGGAAAAUACAGCUAAAAGCAUAAUCUCCCCUUACAAAGCACCACUGUUUAAAAUGCUCUUUUAUUCACAUUGUGACCACUAAGUUGCUUUAGAAUAAAAUGUCAUUUAUUAUUCCGAAUUAGACAUUUCACUGGGUUGCCUAAGAGAUCGCUUUAUUUUGCUGUAAAGGGAAAAUGUUAAUGCAGUGUACUUGACACCAAAGACGAUAUAGACGGUGAAUUAUAUUGAUUUUUCAUGAAUGAGGCAAAUGUAAGAGGCCGAGUGACUAAAAUGAAUUGUUUCAGAAAGGUUUUUAUGAAAUGUGUAAUGCUUAAGUGCAAUUAACUGGCAUUGCUUCCCCGUAUUCACAGUGAACGUAGCUUAGAGUGGCGCGACCUGCACAGCGUGUGAAUCGAUGGAAACAAAUGCAAUGGGAAAAAACAAACAAAACAUGAGCCAGCAGUUUAUUAUUUAUCAGUUCAACGCGGUUUCAUCCUUUAAGUUGUAAAUCAACAACCUUUAUGAAUGAUCAGAAACUGAAAGUACAUGUUUACUGAAGCGUCACAGAUGGGUAAUCGUGUUGUUCUUAAUGUGGGAAAUGCUGAAGGUUGCUGUGUUAUUUAGUUUUGAUCUUUUUGCACUUCAUGUAAAAAAUGGACAAACAAUUAGCAGGUUUGUUAGCAGUGACCGCAAAGCUCCGAACAGGCUGCUUACCUGUGCGUGGCAUUCACGAAUCCUCCUUUUUAUUUCAGCAUCCACGUUAGAGCAGCUGCACAGCCUGCAUGAGACCCGCGUCUGAUUGAACCUCCUCAUGUAACAAAAUUAGGCAAAUACUGCUCUUUCUCACUCAUGGUUGAAAGUGGCAGCACAAACGCUGUGGACGUGCACUUACACUUUAAGGUUUGAGUCCAUCAUGUAGGGAUAAGAGUAGGUGAGGUCAAUCACAACAAGUCCAAAUAGAACAGGUUUUUAAACCCAUGUGACUGAUGAUUUUGUAAGUUUGGUGAAAAUGUGCAGAAAUCCAUAUUGGAGCAUUUAAACUACAAUUUAAUUAAUAUUCACAUUUGAGUAUUUCUCACACACAAAAAGAAUGAAAAAACUAGAGAUGGCACAAUACCACUUUUUUAUGUCCGAUACCAAUAUCAUAAAUUUGGAUAUCUGCCGAUACCGAUAUAAAUCCGAUAUAGGGUAUUUUAUAAUCAAUAAAACUUUUUUUUUUUUUUUUUUUUAUAUCUUGCUGCAUUUUGUAUAAGUUAAACUUAACGUGGGAGUGCUUUACAAACAUUCAGAGAUGCUUGCUUUACUUCUCUGGGAUACCUUUCUCGGAGAUUAAAUGCCGGUUUGGAAGCACAUAGCGAGGCUCCAAAUGCUCAACCAGACCGCCUCCAGGUCUCGCACACCACAGCCGCUCUAUCACGUGACGCAUAUUCCUCCGACGUGCUAAGGUUAUGAGCUGGGUUACGCCAUGUCGCAAGUUUUGUGAGGUGUUUUUGUGAUAGUUAAUGGACCGGAUUACAUUUUUUAUUUCUCUCCAAUAUCUGAUCCAGUAAUUUAGGUCAGUAUCGGACCGAUACCGAUACGUAAUAUGGGAUCGGUCCAUCUUUAGGAAAAACCAAAAAUGUCUUGAAAUACAGUGUAAGCUAUGUACUGCAUGCUUUCGGUACAGUCGCUGUACCGCAGCCGAUGUUCCAGCUGUGAACAUCAGACAAACACUGGACGUUUAUCGAGCGGAAGUUGUGAUUGCACCCUCUUCUGAUUUCCGUGAAUUUGGUGUGGUCACACCUUAAAUUGUGUUUAAUAUCAGUUUAAAUGGUCUGGUAUGAAAAACAUGACAUCACAGUUUGGUUUUUAUUAUUAUUAUUAUUAUGUUACAGCAGGUAAAAAUUUUUUUAAGAUAUUUUUCUGCCUUUAUUAAAUGGAAACAGUUGAGACAGAACAGUUGAGGAAUGACAUGAAACAGCUGCGGUCAGAGUACUGCUCAGUUAUUUUGUCACCAUCAUGAACUUCACGAGUCCUCCCACCAUAAAUCAUUUAUUGCCACUAUUUGCCUGAAAAGCCUGCAAAAGGAAGUCCAACCUUUUACAAGUUUUUUGUUGUUGUUGUUGAUGAUGUUUGUUUUUGUCUAGCUUAGUUUUUUAGAAGGAAUGUCUGUGCAAGAUGCCAUUUAUUUUCCUAAAGUCCUCACCACUCUUGUAACUGGUGAAAAGUAUAAUAUGAAGAUGUUCCAGUUGCUGAAAUGUCAUCAAUGGCGAUUCUUCAAUGGUUUCACCAGGAGUAGUAUAUGUUCUCUGCAUUAUACUCUGUUUUUAAAUCAGCACUUACAUUGGUGGGACAUCCACAUGAUACUAGGCUGCCCUGUUGCUCAUGAACAGUGUGGUGGCAUUUCUUGCAAAGCAAAUGAAACCAUGAAGAUGGCAACAUUUCACAUUUCUGAACAGAUGUGCACUGUGAUGAUUCAGUAAUGGUCUCACAGACUUUUAAGCAAGAACAUGCCAUAAAUUUAAAAAAAAAAAAAAAAAAAAAAGCUCCUCUCUCGCUCUGUUUCUCUUGUUUCCUCCUAAACUUCAGAACAUAAAGUCAGUGAUGAGACCCAGCAGAGACACUCGCGCUGUGAUGUUGCUGUCUGACUAUGGCCUUUCUGUAAUUAUCCAUGUUGGCACAUAUUCCAGCAUAAUAAAUAAAAUGUAUUUAAA